CCCGCCGCUCUUCCUCACUUGGUCUCGCUCCGACCCUCCUGCACACGGUCUCCCUGGCACCCGUGAGGCCCAAAGGGACGAACUGCCCCGGCGGAGACUGCCAGGGCCCGGGUCUUACUUUCUCUUUCGCUCCGCCUUGGGCCGAGCCUGGGGCUCUGCGCGCUGUAAGCCGCUGGCCGGUCCCCACUGAAGCCCGCGAACUCCGCCGUCCGCACCACCGCCACCGCGUCUCAGAGCAGCCCGCGCGCCCUCCUAGCCCGGUGCCGCCUCCAUCCGCUACGAGUCGGGCUGGGGGCUUCGGCCCUUGCAGCCAGCAGGUGGGAACCGGCUGCUCCGCGGCCAGAGAAACGCGGCUUCAACAGACCCGGCCAUGGCCCGGCUACAGCGAAGCGGUGAGCGCUGUGCACAGAGAAUACGAAUCGCUCAUCCCAGCCGCCCCCUCCUCUACCGUAGGCCCGCGAAAGGGGCGUCCGGCACUCUGGCUCCAGGUCCCUUCCUGAUCACCAGGCCGUUCUGUCUGCCUCUCCAGGGUUGGAUCCUGCCUGGCUCGGCCUCGCGGUUUCCAGAGCCGAACUCUAAAAACAUGAGCCCAACGGGUGUAGGAUUUACGAUAGUUUUCCGAAGCCUGGCGCUUUCAGCUCGGGACCCUGCCGAACUUGGCCCCGGAUGCCUUAGGCCGCGCGCCCAUCCUAUAGGGAAAAGCAACUUCCAGCCUCCGCCAAGCUUCCCUGAGCUCUGCGAUUCGUGGCCCCUGGGUUAGGAGCCCCUUUCCCGCCGAGCUCCCUGUCCAGCUGCCCUUGACCUCGGCCUCCUGGGCCACCCAUGACCUCUGACCCCUCUUGGUGCGAACAGGGCCAGCAAUUUCCCAGCGGGUACGAAUGAGCUGUGUGCGUACUGCGUGACUAUCCACGACGCACGGUGCGGGUGUGCGGUGUACUGUUUAGAGUCUGGUGUGCACCGUGGGCCUUUAGGAGUCUCCGCUCCCUGGCUGCAGGCUGGGCUAGUCAGGCUCUCUAGGAUGAAGGACUCAGAGCUGGAAGGAGAAGAGUAAAGCCACUGCGCUCCUUUUGUCGCCGCGCCGCUUUCGCUGCAAGCGAGAGACUGGCUCAACGCACCCUGCGCGGCCCCGGAAACUUCCCAGAGGUCCACAGCCGGUCGGCGCCCUGCUGGGCCUCAGCUCUCCGCCUGCUCCACCUCCAGGUGGGGAAGGUUACCUGGCCCUGGCCUUACUUAGGAUGAGAACGAUGGGAACGAUGGGAACGGAACAGGCCUUCCCUAGAGGCCGAGAACCGGAGGACACAGCCGGUGGAACUGCUUCUUCUCUUUGCUGGGCGUUCUUAGAAAUUGCCCUCAGAAGCUUGCCCGACAGUCCCAGAGUCCCCUCUUGGGUGUCACUCUGAGACCCGGUUCCAGGCUGUGUGACUUACUACUUGCUGUCACCAAAGCCCCCUUAAGAAGGUGGUUGAGACAGCUCGGGGUUGCAAGACAGCUUCAGGGCCUACUGAGGACUUUUGGAUUUCAUUAGAUAAUAUUUUAAGCAGAUGUGGCAGGCUCCUGGGACACCUGACUCCAUUACCUGGCGCAAGGGUGACAAGCAGACACGCAGCAGCCAGCCCAGCCGCCUUGGCCAACAGGGUCAAGGGAUAGGGAAAGGAGCAAGGUCAGGGUUUUGCUCGGGCCCUCACACCAUGACUGAGACUGUACCGAGGACAGAAGGACAGCUGGGCCAAUAAAUGUGACCUCAGGACACAGAGCUUGGGGGGCCUGUCCAAGGGUAUGCACCUUGAGGUGUAAUUUCGUUUGCAUUUAUUUCUUAGUGUUCCUACUACAGACCUCUCUGCUUGGCUUACUCAAGCUGGACUUUUUAGGUGUCCCACUUGUAGGGGCCCAGAGUAGAGCCUUCUGUUGAGCUUUUAUAAGGAUAGAGGUGUCUGGGGUAGUCUCAGGGGGACUAUGAUUCAGCUAGUGGGAAACUAAGCCUGAGCAGGGGCAGAGUGAAGAUAGUUCAGGGAAGGGGGGUCCCCCUUACCCAGCUUGGGCCAGUGCUGGCCAGUAAGGGCUUGAGGCUGUCUUGACCCUACAUUUAAAAACGAAAUACUUAACAAUCACUUAUUCCUGCCACUGCUGUGAUCCAGGUGGGCAGGAUGAGGCUUGGUUGGUGAUGGUGCCUUCCUGUCCUUUAGUAACCACAUAGCACAAGUAGAAGGGUAUAGCUAGGAACCCCACCAGAGCCAUAUUUAGAGACCUGAUUUCUAUGGAGAUGACAGACCUUGUGGUCCCAAACAUCACACACCCCACCCUGCUAGGUGUGGGACUUUGUGUGAGUGUUGAAUGUGUUGGGGUGCUGAAUUGCUAAUUAGUGUAAUAAUUGUGUGAAGCUGCUUGGGUUGAAGGACUGGGGAGGCCCAGCACAAGGCCAUGCCCUUCCCUGUUGAGACAAGCAGGGGCCUGGACUGUCUGGCUCUUGCCCUUCUACCCUCUCCAGGGAAGUGAGAGCCCAGGGGACAGUCUUUUCUCUAGAGCUGCAACAGAAGCAGGAACCUGUAGGCGGGAAUUGAUUGCCUUGCCCGCUUCAGGCGAAAGGUGGGGCCUGCUUGGUGGAGGGGCAGCUGGGUGCAGGGCGCAGGGCUGGUGGCCAGUGCCCUGAGGCUCUGUGCUGUGUGCUGUGUGUCACAGGCCUUGUGUCUGCCACCACUGGUUGAUGUUAGAAGGGUCGGGGUCUGAGGCCUGGUGUGUGUGUGUGUGUGUGUGUGUGUGUGUGUGUGUGUGUGUAGGUCUCGCCAAAGCUUGUUUGUAAAGCAAGUGCUUGCUGGUCAGUCUCCCUUCCAGCUAUGCCCCAGGGUCUCUAGCAGUCUGAAGGACAGGUGUGGAUUAGACCCAGCCCUUCCUAGUCUUGCCUUUCUACUGCCCCCAAACCCCUACAUGGGCAGUGCUAGCCACAGAGAACUAACUCCUCACUGUCUGUUUAGAGGUUAGGUAAGGGUGGAAGAGAGUUCCCUCCCCCGGGGGCCAGCACUGCCUCAGCUGCCACUGCUUACAGGGCUUUGGUGGGGCAUGAGUAGCCCUCUGUUUUAUUCAAUUAGGAGGCAAUUAGGGGUCCUUGGGGGAGGGGGCUGGUACUGGUAAUUAAGGUUAUGUAUAAUUAGAGUUACAACAAAAUUAUCUAGGAUUAAAAAUCUUUUGAGUAAUUUCUUUAAAAAAUUUCAAAUAGCAUUAAAUACAAUUUAUCAGAUUUUGAAUCAAAAACCCCAAGCUUGUGUUGAAGGCUCUCGGGGAACAGUGUUAGCACUUUCCCUCAGGAGAGAACUUCCAUGAGGUGGAGGGAGUCUCUCUCUCUCUCUCUCUCUCUCUCUCUGGCUUCUGCUUGGCUGAAAGGCUGCUGGGGCUCAGAGCUUAGAUUCCAGCAGCCAGCUUCAGAUUGCCAGUUCCCGGCACCUGCCCAGGGAACUCUUUUCAGGUGUCUCCCAGAUCCCUUCUUACAGGGUCAUAGACGGCUAUGGGACCAGCAGUAGUAGGUGUCUACACUGCACCGACUUAACGCCUCUGACCAUGACAACAGUGCCUUCCUAUUGGGGGGGCACCUUAUGGCUUCCUGGGGGUUCCGCCUGAAUUUCCAGACCCUUCCACCUGGCCCAGAAACCCCUGUGCAAGGUCUCUUCUGCCUGAAGUGUCCCCUUUAGUGUCCCUUAUACAGGUGUGCCUGCCCACCCCGGGUUUGAACUGGGGUGGGGAGAACUAUCUGGGAAAACAAGGUGGAGGGUAGCCUGCAUUGUGAGUUGCUCUGCCUCUGUUGUGUGUGGCACCAACCCCGGAACAGACCCUCAAAGUGCCUGUGGGUGCACUUCCACCCUCCUGGGUAGGCAUGAGCCAGCAUCCCACUCACUGGUCCAGGGAAGGAAAGGAGAAUGUGUGGAACAGUAGGACACCUCCAGAGGUAAGAGACCCCAAAUAGGUACAGUCACUCACACCAUUGCACAGCAAGUUCCAGACCUUCAGGGUUUCUCAGUAUGGUACUGAGACUAUAGUUAAUUCCAUAGCAUUUUUUAACUAACUAAUUAAUUUUUUUUCAACAUGUCAGGGUUAAAGCAUUUCAAGACCAAUGCUUUCUGUGGUCUGUUCUUAAAGUAGAUUCCAUGUGCUAUAACCCGUGAAUACAGCCAUCAGAUUUAUCCCCCACUUGCCUGCAGAUUGGAAUCCUAUUUACUCAGGGCUGGACACUCCCCUCCAGGGAAUGAUUGUGUAGCCUGUCCUCACCUGGAGGUGGGCACCCUCUCCAAGAGCAAGUUCUAGGUUGACCAGGGAUGACCUGGCCUAGCCCCUCCUUGCCUUUUGCCCAGCACAAGUAUAGAAACCCCACAUGGAGGGGAAUGCCUGCUUACCCCACCCCCAAUCUAUAGGUGGAUCCACCCGUCUUCCUUAGGUCACUAGGGAGAUGUGGCAUCCCAUUGUGCCCCUGCUGCUGUCACCAGUAGACCUGAGCUGCAGGACUAGUGCAAGGUCUUCGAGAUUGGCUGUUGUGCCCUUAGCUCUAGUGGUCCUGAAGCAAGGGAUGGGUGCUCUCUCCUGUUCUGACCACUCUCCAUUCUCAGAUCCUCUACUCCUUGGAGGUGCCUCUCAUGAGGAGGAGGAACAAUACCCCCCGAGGAAGCUGAAGAUAGGAGUGCCGGCCACUUGAGAUAUAUAUUUGUUUAAUAGUUAACAUUUUGUGUCAAAAAAAAAAAAAAAGAGGGAACGCAGAUUCUGGUGAAGUCUUUGCUUAUUUUAUAUCCACUAUAACUAUUUCUGUCCAUGAAAAUUGGCUUAAUUAUAUCAAUGGAAUGUUUCUUUUUCAAUUCUGUAUGCAAUUAGUCCAUCUUGCCGGCUGCAAUUUAUUUUAAUAAAAAAAUAAACCGGUGGUGUGUUCAGUUCCUCGUCCCCUGGGGACAAAUGCGAUUGGUGUGUUUAAUUUCAUUAAGUACAAUGUGGCCUACUGGAAAAAAUGUCUGAAAUCAGCUCUAUGCGGCUUAAACACUGGCAUUUGAAACAAAUCAUUAUUGCAUUAGCUGUCAUACUGGUAAUUCUAGAAUCUAAGGAAAAAAAUAUAUUAUGGCUGUUUUUAUAACCCUUUGCAAAUGCUCUGUUAAAAUAAUUUAUAAUCAUUUUAAAACA
Cricetulus griseus (Chinese hamster) is the source of this 5148-nucleotide messenger RNA. Lineage: Eukaryota; Metazoa; Chordata; Mammalia; Rodentia; Cricetidae. The record is from RefSeq and is a predicted model, not a curated record.